AUGCGCCUGCGCAUGGAGGCUUUUAUCCGGCGGAAGCAGAAAGAAAUUAUAUCAGCCCUGGAGUCACUUGACGGAAACACAUUUCGCACAGAUGAAUGGGAACGACCGAAUGGUGGCGGUGGCGGCCGUACAUGCGUUCUACAAGAUGGUCACGUCCUCGAGAAGGCCGGAGUGAAUAUCAGCAUCGUCCAUGGCAAGCUCAACCGCAGUGCAAUCGAGGAGAUGCGACAGAACCACAAGAACAUAGCUACUGAUACAGAUGAGCUGGACUUCUACGCGCUGGGGCUGAGCAUGGUCGUUCAUCCAAAGAAUCCGAUGGCACCCACGGUGCACAUGAAUGGGCGCUACUUCGAGACUGUUCGCGAUGGUUCUGCGCAGACCGCUUGGUUCGGCGGCGGCAGUGACCUUACCCCAAGCUAUCUCAUUGAGGAGGAUGUGAAACAUUUCCAUGCAACACUCAAGUCGGCGUGCGAUGAACACGAUGUCGGUUAUUAUCCCAAGUUCAAGAAGUGGUGCGACGAGUACUUCACCAUCAAACACCGUGGGGAAAGGCGAGGAGUUGGGGGGAUUUUCUUCGACGAUCUAGAUGAGAACUUUGGGAACCUCGAGCAGAUAUUUGCAUUCGUGCAGGCGACUAUGAAUGCGUUGAUACCAGCCUACAUACCGAUUGUGGAAAAGCGGAAAGGCCUUUCGUUCAAUGACCAGGAGAAGGAGUGGCAGCAGAUUCGCAGGGGAAGAUACGUCGAGUUCAACCUCGUUUAUGAUCGCGGAACGGCUUUUGGAUUGAAUGUGCCUGGUUCAAGAGUUGAGAGCAUUCUCAUCAGCCUCCCAGUCACAGCUCAAUGGCACUACAUGUAUGAGGAGCCGGAGCCGGAUAGUCGGGAGGGCAAGCUCCUUGAAGUGCUACGGAGUCCUCGGGAGUGGGUUUGA
Messenger RNA from Colletotrichum siamense, 930 nucleotides. Its product is annotated as Oxygen-dependent coproporphyrinogen-III oxidase. The record is from RefSeq and is a predicted model, not a curated record. The coding region runs from base 1 to 930 and encodes 309 amino acids. Gene Ontology annotation, cellular component: mitochondrial intermembrane space; cytoplasm. The transcript has a single exon. NCBI's taxonomy places the organism in Eukaryota, Fungi, Ascomycota, Sordariomycetes, Glomerellales, Glomerellaceae. Gene Ontology annotation, molecular function: coproporphyrinogen oxidase activity.